UUUUAUUGUUUUCUUUUGUGAUUUCUUGUUAAUUUUUUUCCUUGAUAGCUUGCUUAUCUUCUAAUAUCAUUAAUGUGUAUGUGUGUAAAAUUUGUGAUGUCAUAUUUUCUUAUGAAAUUUUAUGCAUACACGAUGCUUAAAAAAAGCGAUUUUGUUAUCAUUACAAUAAUCCUGAGUGAUACAGCAAAUUGUAACAUAUUUGGUUUUCCCGUUUCUAUGCGACGCUGGGAACGAAUACUGUCAAUAUUUUUGGAAAUCGUCAUUAAUGUUCAAAAAACUAAAUUAUUUGUCUUUGUUUCAAUUCUUAAGUAAUGUAUCAGAUGGUGUGGGAGCCUUCCGAUCAAGAGAAGUUAUUUAUAUGAAAGAACAAAGUCAGCUAGAUUUCGAAAGUGGGAAGGAUAAAGACGAUAACGAUGGCCACUACCAGGCAUCGCAUCCAACGUCUUAUUUGGAUACCAUGCUUCAUAUUUUCCGCGGUAACAUCGGAUCUGGUCUGCUGGCUAUGGGUGACGCCUUCAAGAACGGUGGCAUCAUCUUUUCACCUAUCAUGACAGCUAUCAUUGGAAUUAUUUGCGUACACGCACAGCAUUUGCUGUUGAAUUGUUCAGAAGAAAUGUAUCGGGAAACAAAGCGACCAAAACCACCGGGUUUUGCUGAUACAGUGUCCUUGGUAUUUCAAUAUGGACCUGUCAGACUACGACCACUCGCAUCUACAAUGCGCAUCAUGGUCAACACAUUCCUAUGCAUCACUCAACUCGGAUUCUGCUGCAUCUACAUAGUUUUCAUAGGGAAUAAUAUUAAAAUGAUUUGCGACCAGUACGGAGUUGAGAUAAGCCUAUCUGUUCAUAUGAUAAUAGUCAUAUUUCCUAUACUCCUUGCGUGUAUGGUGAGAAAUCUCAAAUAUCUGACGCCAUUCUCGACGAUUGCAAAUGUGUUGAUGGCAGUGGGGGUGGGUGUGGUAUUGUAUGAAGCGGCACAGGACCUUCCAUCUGUGGAUUCCAGGACUUACCUGGCAGAGUGGCAACAAUUACCCUUAUAUUUUGGUACUGCAAUCUAUGCCUUCGAGGGUAUUGGCUUGGUUUUACCCUUGAAAAAUGAAAUGAGAAAACCGGAACAGUUCCAGAAGCCCUUAGGUGUUCUUAACGUAGGUAUGGCUGCUGUCGGAUCCGUGUUCAUCUCGAUGGGAUUCUUGGGAUACUUAAAAUGGGGAGAUGAUGUAGCCGGUAGUUUAACACUCAAUCUACCACAGGGAAAAGUACUUAGUUCCGUGGUACAAGGAUUAAUAGCGCUGGUGAUGCUCCUCACUUACCCUCUUCAAUUCUAUGUACCGAUUUGUAUCAGCUGGCCAGGCCUGCGCAAACGCUUGAGUCCAAACGGUCUAGUUGCCAAGGAACUGGCCUACAGAGCAGUGAUAGUCAUGCUCACUUUUAUCGUCGCUGAAUCGAUACCAGAGUUGGGUCUUUUCAUUUCUCUGGUCGGAGCGAUCAGCAGCACAGCAUUAGCGUUGAUGUUUCCACCUCUCAUUCAACUCGUCCACGAGGCACACAGGAACCGGCUCUCCGCUUUCCUCAUCACCAAAAACUGUAUCAUCAUCCUCUUGGGCGUCUUCAUCUUCACUACGGGCACAUACGAGAGUAUGACGGCGAUAGUCAGCUUCUUUAGAAAAGGAUCAUAAUUAAUAUAUCAAAAGAUAAUUUUCUGUGGAAUAUAGUCAUAUAAUAUAGUUGCAUUUUUAUAAUAAGAUUAAUACGAAUCAUGGUACAUAAGACACUAAAGUCGACGCAUUAUGAACAUUAUGCUUCGGGUCAUGAAUCAUAUUUAUCAGCCUGUCUCGCUCGCACUUACAGGUCUUAUGGAGAGGUGUAGUGAUGUGCGUAAGAAUUGUAUAUGCAUAUCGAUAACGGUAUAAGGACGAUCGAUAUGCUAAAUUAUGUAAAGUAUUGAUAGUAAUAAUUUGUCGCCAUCUGAAAAUAAAAGUUUUUAACCUGUAAGAUAAAAUGUUUGUUUCGAUGUAAUCAUAGAGAAACAGCAUAUACUGUUCGUAUUGCGUAACGAAACGUAAGUAAUUCAAUGAGUGUCAUAACAAAAUUCUUAUGUUUAUAGAAAAACAACAAUCCUUACUCGUAACGACCAAUCAGCAGUCAGAGUGCUAAUGAAGGUCACGAUGACGCAUCGACCCCUCGUGCGCAGCUAAGUAUCGUAGCUAUACAUUGCGUGCACAUUUUUCUGUCAGUGCAUCAGUAACAAAGACAGAGGUGUCAUUGUGCACAGACUCCAGACCACUACCACGUCGCUUUCGGAAAUGGGGCUUCCAAAUAAAUCCUGAGAAAAGCGUAGCAGUUCUCUUUGCCAGGGGAAACUCGGGUGCGUGGGCCACUUCUCGGGAAAAAUUCACCUCAAUAAAGAGGUAACCCUAAAAUUGUAAACACGGGCAAACGAUCCCUUAGCAAAAGUCCGUUACGUAUCUAGGAGUCACGCUCGAUAGCGGCAUGUCUUUCCGUAAGCAUAUAGUCGUCGUUUGCAAGAAGGCCUCUUUUGUCCUCUCUCGCAUCAUUCCUCCUAAAUAAAAGAAGACACAUGUCCCUUAGACACAAAGUGACAUUGAACAAGGCCUGCAUCCGACUGUGCAUGACAUACGCUAGCGUAGUCUUUGCGCACUGUGCCACCUCCCAUAUACACCGGCUACAGGUGCUUCAGUCGCGAUUCAUGAGAACGGCGACCGGUGCGCCCUUCUACGCACGAAACGUCGAUCUCUACCACGACCUGGAGCUCCCUACCAAUGGAUGAAGUUGGUGUCCACACGCCACUUCGACAAGGCUAAACACCAUCCCAACCCAUCGGUGCAUAAAAGCAUCAACUACUACCCUUUCCCGACAAAAAAGGCUCGUAGGAGGCCCCGACACAUACUAACGGAUCCGGAUGAUCCAAUUACCGUAGCUAACAACAAAUUAAAAGCCACCCGCGCGGCCUAAUAAAAGUAAUA
Messenger RNA from Pieris brassicae (large cabbage white), 2983 nucleotides. Its product is annotated as proton-coupled amino acid transporter-like protein CG1139. Gene Ontology annotation, biological process: amino acid transmembrane transport. The record is from RefSeq and is a predicted model, not a curated record. NCBI's taxonomy places the organism in Eukaryota, Metazoa, Arthropoda, Insecta, Lepidoptera, Pieridae. Gene Ontology annotation, molecular function: amino acid transmembrane transporter activity. The transcript has 8 exons. Bases 266 to 1675 code for a protein of 469 amino acids. Gene Ontology annotation, cellular component: vacuolar membrane.